Melanotaenia boesemani (Boeseman's rainbowfish) is the source of this 2418-nucleotide messenger RNA. RefSeq names its product ESF1, nucleolar pre-rRNA processing protein, homolog (S. cerevisiae) (gene esf1). The record is from RefSeq and is a predicted model, not a curated record. Gene Ontology annotation, cellular component: nucleus. The transcript is spliced from 14 exons. Gene Ontology annotation, molecular function: RNA binding. Gene Ontology annotation, biological process: rRNA processing. Lineage: Eukaryota; Metazoa; Chordata; Actinopteri; Atheriniformes; Melanotaeniidae. Bases 110 to 2398 code for a protein of 762 amino acids.
UAACGAAAAAAGGGCGGGGAAGCCAGAAAGGUUACGACAGUUGCAUGCUGGGAAAGCACGUGUAUGAGGAGGAUCUGUGUACAGAAGGUGAGGCCGUGAGUUCGCCACCAUGUCGUCCAGACAGAACCAGGACGGCGACGAGCGCUUCCUCCGGGUCCAGAAGGACCCCAGGUUCUGGGAGAUGCCCGACAGGGAGCGCAAAAUCAAGAUCGACAAGCGCUUCCAGUCCAUGUUUCACGACAAGCGCUUCAAGGUGAAGUACACGGUGGACAAGCGAGGACGCCCCAUCAACCACACCUCCACCGAGGACCUGAAGCGCUUCUACAACCUGUCCGACUCUGAGGAGGAGGAGGAGAAGGAGAAGGAGGAAGAGGAGAAGGAGGAGGAGAGCAAGAAAGCAGCACAAAGCAAGAAGAAGAAAAAACCAGCGGGAGAAGUGAAGAAAGGGAGGGCAGAUGUUAACGAAGAAGGAGUUCGAGUCGUUGAAGAAGAUGAUGAGGAGCAGCCGUCUGCAGAUGAAGACUUCGAGCUCUCUGAGGAAGAGGAGGAAGACGAAGAAAGCGACGAUGCAGAGGAGGAGAGUGACGAGGCGAGUGGAUCUGAUGAAGACGAGUCUGGUCUGGACUCUGGAGACGACAGUGACAGUGGGCCGGAUCUGGCCCGAGGGAAGGGCAACAUUGAGACCAGCUCAGAUGAAGACGACGAUGAUGUGGAAGCCAUCCUGAGGAAGGAGGAAGAGGAGAUCGAGCAUGACUGGGGAGAGCUGUGCAAAGACGCUCCCCGCAGUGACGAGGUCUCGGCACGCCUGGCGGUCUGCAACAUGGACUGGGACCGCAUGAAAGCCAAAGACCUGCUGGUGCUGCUGAACUCCUUCGUUCCUGAAGGAGGAGCCGUGCUGUCCGUCAGGGUCUACCCGUCAGGAUUUGGGAAGGAAAGGUUGAAGGUGGAGGAGACCCAGGGACCUCCGGAGCUGAAGGCACUGCCCGAUGACUCAGAAGAUGACACAGAGGAGGAGAGGGUUUAUAGAGAAAAGAUGCGUGACUACCAGUUCAAACGUCUGAAGUAUUUCUACGCCGUGGUGGAGUGCGACUCGGUCAGCACGGCCUCUCGGAUCUACGAGGAGUGUGACGGCUACGAGUACGAGAGUAGCUGCUCCGUCCUGGACCUCCGCUUCAUUCCUGAUGAUGUGAAGUUUGACGAGGAGCCCAAAGACACGGCGACAGACGUGCACCUGCCAGCGUACACUCCCAAACUCUUCACUUCUUCUGCUAGUGCCACCUCAAAGGUGCAGCUGACCUGGGAUGAGACGGACCACGAGCGCGUGACUGCCAUGAACAGGAAGUUCAACAAAAACGAGCUGCUGGACAUGGACUUUAAAGCUUACCUGGCCUCCUCCAGUGACGAAGAGGAGGAUGAAGAGCAGCAGAGUGGAGAUGAAGAAGAACCUGUCGGGCAGGUGCAGAAGAAACCGCCCGAGGAAGAAGAGAAGAAGAAGAAAAGUGAGGAGCAGAUCUCCAAGUACAGGGAGCUGCUGAAAGGCAUCCAGGAGAAGGAGAAGAAGCUGCAGGAGGACAAAGACAUGGAGAUGGAGAUCACCUGGGUUCCAGGUCUGAAGGAAACGACGGAGCAGCUGGUGAAGAAAAAGCUGGAGGGGAAGGACAAGCUGACGCCAUGGGAGGAGUAUCUGCAGAAGAAGAAGAAGAAGAAAAGUGAUCGAAAGCAGGGGGCGGAUGAUGAAGAGUUUAGUGAUGAUGAGCUUCCUCCUGACGUCGACCUCAGCGACCCGUUCUUUGCUGAGGAACUCAGAGCAUCAGACCUGAAGAAGAAACGGAAAGGCAAGAAGAAGCAGCAGCAGGAAGAGGAGCGUACAGCAGACGAGGAGGAGGAGCUGGAGAAGCAGAAGGCUCAGAUGGCGUUGCUGAUGGAGGACGACGCUGACGAAGCCAGACACAGACACUUCAACUACGACAAGAUCGUGGAGCAGCAGAACCUGAGCAAGAAGAAGAGGAAGAAGCUGCUGAAGGAGGGCGAGGGGCCGCUGGAGGACGACUUCCAGGUGGACGUCAAAGACCCUCGUUUCCAGGCCAUGUACACCUCCCACCUCUUCAACCUGGACCCGUCCCACCCCAGCUACAAGAAGACCAGAGCCACGCAGAGCAUCCUGGCUGAGAAGCAGCGGCGCCGAGAGGAGGAGCAGCGCCACGUGGAGGACGCGCUCGGCUCCCAGCAAGCCCCGCCCACAAGGGAACAGGCUGCCGCUGCAGGGAAGAAGCAGGAAAACGACUCCGAGGCUCCGGCAGCGAGGACUAAGAUGGAUCCCAGUCUGUCGCUGCUCGUCAAGUCAAUCAAGAACAAAACGGAGCAGUUUCAGGCUCGGAAGAAGCAGAAGCUGCUGUAGGUCCGGUAGUCUGGUCCUGU